GCCAGGGAAGCCCAGUGUGAGCUGAACCUUGCCCCAGCCAGGCAGCCCGCAGCACAGGAGGCAGAGCAGCGCUGUUCUUUGCUCGGCCAAAGACCAUGGCAAGCCGGGUGUACCUCCUCCUCCUUGGCACCUCUCUGGCAGGCCUCCUGCACCUCGGGGAACCCGUUUUCCUAAAUCAAGAAAAGGCUAACCAUGUCCUGAAGAGGACCAGGAGGGCUAAUACACUAUUUGAAGAAUUAAAGAAAGGAAAUCUCGAGAGAGAAUGUCUUGAAGAAACCUGUUCUUUUGAAGAAGCCAGAGAAGUCUUUGAAAACCAAGAAAAAACAAUGGAAUUCUGGAACAAAUACAGAGAUGGUGACCAGUGUGAAAACAACCCUUGUCAGAAUCAAGGGAAUUGUAAAGAUGGCCUUGGAGAAUACACCUGCAUAUGUAUGGAAGGAUUUGAAGGCAAAAACUGUGAAUUUUCAAAACUAACACUCUGCAGCUUGGAUAAUGGAGAGUGUGACCAGUUCUGCAAAGAAGAAAAGAGCAAUGUGGUAUGUAGCUGUGCCAGUGGCUACAUCCUGGGAGAUGAUGGCAAAUCCUGUAUCCCUACAGAACCCUACCCAUGUGGAAAAUACACAGUGGAUAGAAGGAAGAGGUCAGUCAUAGAACCUGCCAUACAAAGUAUCCCUUUUCGAGAGUUAAAUGAGAAUCCACCUUCAGAGCCGGAGACAGAGACACUGGCUCCCACAAAGGACCCUUUAAAGGGACUCUUCCCAAAUUACACAGAAAGUAAUGAUAAAGGAAAUGAUUUAACAAGGAUUGUUGGAGGAAGAGAUUGCCAAGAGGGAGAAUGUCCGUGGCAGGCUCUUCUCAUAUAUGAGAACAAAGAAGGAUUCUGUGGAGGUACAAUAUUGAAUGAGUAUUUUGUCCUUUCUGCUGCUCACUGCAUGUACCCAUUGAAAAGAUUCCAAGUCUUAGUAGGUGAGCGGGACACAAGAAACGAAGAUGGCAAUGAAGAGGCCCAUGAAGUGGAGAAGGUCUUGACACACAAAGGAUUCGUCCUAGAAACCUUUGACAACGACAUUGCUCUCAUCAAGUUAAAGAAACCCAUCCGGUUCCGAAGGAACGUAGCUCCGGCUUGCUUACCAGAAAAGGACUGGGCCGAGGCCGUCCUGAUGAAUCAGAAAGCAGGUGUGGUGAGCGGCUUUGGGCGAAUCCACGAGAAAGGCCGCACUUCCGACACGCUCAAGAUGCUCACGGUUCCCUUUGUGGAUCGGAACACGUGUAAAUUGUCCAGUACCUUCACCGUCACCUCCAACAUGUUCUGUGCUGGCUAUGAAAGCAAAUCUGAGGACGCCUGCGAGGGAGACAGUGGUGGCCCACAUGUGACAAAGUAUAAGGACACUUAUUUUGUCACUGGAAUUGUCAGCUGGGGAGAAGGAUGUGCCAGGAAGGGAAAAUACGGAAUCUACACAAAAGUCACGGCCUACCUUGGAUGGAUAAAAAGGUCCAUGAGAACAAAGAAAACUCCAUAGAACUGACUGAGGCUUCACUUCCCCUUCUAAGCCUUCUCAUCUGUCCAAGUAUUUCCUCUCUAGGUUAGUUCUAGUUACUGGAGAACAUUCUGAUUAAAAAGAAUUCUAUUCAAGUGA
This is a messenger RNA of Antechinus flavipes (yellow-footed antechinus), 1637 nucleotides long. It is a transcript of the gene F10, whose product is annotated as coagulation factor X. Gene Ontology annotation, cellular component: extracellular region. The transcript is spliced from 8 exons. Gene Ontology annotation, molecular function: serine-type endopeptidase activity; calcium ion binding. Gene Ontology annotation, biological process: blood coagulation; proteolysis. Lineage: Eukaryota; Metazoa; Chordata; Mammalia; Dasyuromorphia; Dasyuridae. Bases 96 to 1520 code for a protein of 474 amino acids. The record is from RefSeq and is a predicted model, not a curated record.